This is a messenger RNA of Culex pipiens pallens (northern house mosquito), 588 nucleotides long. RefSeq lists its product as uncharacterized. Bases 1 to 588 code for a protein of 195 amino acids. The transcript has a single exon. NCBI's taxonomy places the organism in Eukaryota, Metazoa, Arthropoda, Insecta, Diptera, Culicidae. The record is from RefSeq and is a predicted model, not a curated record.
AUGAUCGCAGUUUGGAAGAGCUUGCAAGAGGCCCAAAAAAGGAGGAAAUUGCGAGAGAACGAGGAGCCGACGAGCGCGAUCCAAGGAGGCGGCGAUGGACAACGGCGAGUGACAUCUGCGACGACGACGACGACACCAACACAGCCAAAGCAACAACAAGCCCAUCGUCGCCGACUGCGAGCUGCGGCGGCCGUGCCGAGAGAGCGCAGCCGAGAGUGUCUGGUGCGAGAGAAUCGGUACGCGAUCGAGCGAGCCGAAGAGGAGCAGUGGGAGCGGGAGCACGAGCAGCGGCUCACCAAUACCGGCGCGGGUGCACGUGCUCGUCGUGACGGCCGCUUUGCCGGAAUUGAUUUGCAGCAGGAAGUGGGCGAAGUGGGCGGCGGAGGAAGAGGGUGGCAAAAUCAGCACUUUUGUUUAGAACGCGGUGGACAGGCGGAAAAGCGAGAGGAAGAGGAAGAAGAAUGGAGUAGUUUGCGUGCGGCGGAGGAUCGAAGGAGGCGACGGGUCAAAGACGGCGAAGACAGCGACGACGACGCCAGAGCGAAUUAUGGAUCGGCGUUUAAAUUUAGUUCUUGUUGGUGUCUGUAG